AUGACUUUAGUUCGGCAAUCAUUUCGGAAAAUUACCCCCCCUGGAUAUUUGUUUUGUCCAAGACGGUCCUUCUCUCAAGCCAUCUCCCUCCCAUCACCCAUAGAGGAGGAACAAUGUCCUACUUACAAUCCUAAGAAAUAUUAUCCCGCUCGCAUUGGGGAGACCGUUGGUCGGUAUCGCAUCGUUUCGAAGCUCGGCUGGGGUGCUAGUUGCACGGCUUGGCUGGCACAAGAUGUUUCUCGUUGGCGAUUUCAGUCGCCCCGAUACGUAACCUUGAAGAUCACAAAUCUCAGAGAAGGGGAAAAGAAAGCCACGGAAGAAGAGAUAGCAAUCUCGCAGCAUAUUGCUGCCUUGAAGUCUGAUAAUGAAGCUAUACGAUACGUCCGGUUGAUCAAAGAGUCGUUUUUGGUGCAAGGGUCUAACAGGCAACAUAUUUGCUUGGUAUUCGAACCAUUACGAGAGCCCAUUUGGUUUCUUGGAAGACACCCUGGGAGAGUCGGCGUGCCUCCAAACAUUGUCAAGGCAUUUUUGCGGAUCUUACUUCAAGGUCUAGACUUUCUCCACUCCGAGUGUCAUGUUAUACACACUGACCUGAAAGCUGAUAACUUCCUUAUUGGCUUUGAACACGCUAAUGUUAUCCAACGAUAUGUCCGCCAGCAAGAGCUCGAUCCCGCACCGCAUGUAUUUCGGAAUGGGCGGCUUGUAUAUCAUUCUAGACCAGACUUUGGGCCACUGACGAAGGGGGUAUGUUUAAUAAAGAUCUGUGACUUCAGCGCUGCCGUCUUCGAUGAUUGA
Penicillium roqueforti is the source of this 795-nucleotide messenger RNA. RefSeq lists its product as uncharacterized. NCBI's taxonomy places the organism in Eukaryota, Fungi, Ascomycota, Eurotiomycetes, Eurotiales, Aspergillaceae. The coding region runs from base 1 to 795 and encodes 264 amino acids. The transcript has 3 exons. Gene Ontology annotation, biological process: protein phosphorylation; spliceosomal complex assembly; regulation of mRNA processing. The record is from RefSeq and is a predicted model, not a curated record. Gene Ontology annotation, molecular function: ATP binding; protein kinase activity.